CCGCCGGGCGCUUCGGAUGCUGUGACUCAAGAAGACUCUGGGGCCUGUAUAUGGAAAUAGUGGGGUGCCGAGCCGAAGGAAACGCGUGUCCCUUCCGUCCCCCAGCCAUGCUUUUCCACGGCAUCUCCGGCGGCCACAUCCAAGGGAUCAUGGAGGAGAUGGAGAGGCGCUCCAAGACCGAGUCGCGGCUAGCCAAAGCCGGGCAGAUGAACGGACGCGAAGCGAACAUGCCCCCCCUGAGCCCGGAGAAGCCUGCCUUGUGCGCUGGGUGUGGAGGCAAGAUCUCCGACAGAUAUUACCUGCUGGCUGUGGACAAGCAGUGGCACCUCCGGUGUCUUAAGUGCUGUGAAUGUAAACUGGCUUUGGAGUCAGAACUCACGUGCUUCGCCAAGGACGGCAGCAUUUACUGCAAGGAGGACUAUUACAGAAGGUUCUCCGUGCAGAGGUGUGCCCGCUGCCACCUGGGCAUCUCGGCCUCGGAGAUGGUGAUGCGGGCCCGGGACUCGGUCUACCAUCUCAGCUGCUUCACCUGCACCACGUGCAACAAGACGCUGACGACGGGCGACCACUUCGGCAUGAAGGACAACGUGGUCUAUUGCCGGGCGCACUUCGAGAGCCUCCUGCAGGGCACCGAUCCCGCCGCCUACCCGCCCCCGCAGCUGAGCUACACCGAGCUGGCGGCCAAGGGCGGCGGCCUGGCGCUGCCUUACUUCAACGGCACCGGCACCGUCCAGAAAGGCCGGCCCAGGAAGAGGAAAAGCCCCGCCCUCGGCGUCGACCUGGUCACUUACAACUCAGGUUGUAAUGAAAACGAGACGGAUCAUCUGGACAGAGACCAGCAGCCUUACCCCCCAUCUCAGAAAACCAAGCGUAUGCGCACUUCUUUUAAACACCACCAGCUCCGUACCAUGAAGUCCUAUUUUGCCAUUAAUCACAACCCAGAUGCCAAGGACCUCAAACAACUUGCCCAGAAAACAGGCCUAACCAAGAGAGUUCUGCAGGGAGAACAAAUCUUGGGGCAUUACAGCCAAACAUCCCGACGUUUGAAAAUUCCCUAAAGUAUUAAAAGAAGGGGAAAGUUUGAUCGGAAAUCCACUGCAGUGAAGACAAAGACAAUAUUAGGUUAUGAUAAACCAUACAUUUAAAAAUUUAUUGAGCCAAAAAUAAUUUUAAAAAAUAGACUCAAUGUCAUUUCCUGAAUGUUAACACAUGUUAUUUGAUGAUGUCUAACUAAAAAUCCGAAGGCUGUGUAUGACAUCAGAGCAACCUGGCAGUACUACCCAGUCCUAUUUGAGAAGAUUCUUCCAUUUUUUAAAAGAACUCACAUUUGUCAAGCAAAAAUACCUGUAAAAUAAGAUCCAAAAACUGCAUUCAUUCCACUUGCUUGCCAAUGUGUAUUAGUCAUAUAUGUUCAAUGACAUUUUUGUAAAUUCAGAGGAGAGAAUUCUCACUCAUUCAAGAUAAUAGGGAUCAAGAUUAGUAUUAUUUGUUUCUGACUUAAAAAAAAAGCAAUCUGCAUGCACUUUUUCAUCUGUCACCUAGAGUGUACUUUUUCUGUAUGAUGCAUUUCGCUUUGAUGUUUCUUGUACAGUAGUUUCAUUAAUAAACAUUUUACUUGAUGCAAACCUAGUUAACACACACACAACUUAAUUUAAUUAUGUUGGCAAAAUGAUGCAUCCCCCAUCAAUGUUUUAUAUAGCAAAUGAAAAGAAAGAGGUUGUUGCACAAUGUAAAGUGAAUUCCUUGGUAUUUUUUUCCUGCACUCUCCCUCCUCUUUUCCUUCAUUUCUUUUCUUGUGCACACUUGAUAAAGAUAAUGAAUGCCCAUCAAAAAUGAAAGGCAUGAUUCAACCAAACUUCAGCUUAAAUUCCCUCCACUGAAAUCAAUGGGGCACCAAAAUUAUCAACUGCCCAGUUUUUUAAAGCUAAAAUUUGGGCAGCAAAAAUCCAAAUUUAGGAUCCAGAAAAAUGUCCAGAAACCAAACAAGCACAACCUGCUUUGUGACUAUUGUAGUAGCCCUGGAGCUGGUGACCAAACACAAUGUUUUAGGUGCCAGUGCAGCUGGAUACUUUGGUUUUGCAUUCUUGCAAAAACACCUUAUUCAUGAUUUUGAAAGGCUUAAUCUGUACAGCACAAUACUAUUAAUGGUUUUAGCUUAAUGAUCCCUAAUACGUUUACAUACUCACUAUGCAAUGAGCAAAAUCAUUUAACAGUUUUUUAAAAAAAUAAUCUUUGAAGACCUGAUCUGUGCAUCAUCCAAUCCACAGCUGAAUUUCAGCUAUGAAGGAGAAAUGUGAUUACCACUUCAGACAUGAAGCCUUGUAAUUGUUAAAAAUCUUAUUUGUGGAAGAUUUUGAAGAAUUCUGUUCCUCUUUAAGCUGUAUAUCCAAAGCAUAUGUUAAUUUGUUUUAGGCUUGCCAAAAAAGAAAAAAAAAUCCCUUUUCAUUUAAAAUGAAAUUUUAUCAUAUACAAAUGAACCCUAUGUAAACAAUGUAACUUCUAUGAAUACGGACUAACAUUAAAAUAUUUCACUUAUGUGUA
Messenger RNA from Heteronotia binoei (common prickly gecko), 2541 nucleotides. It is a transcript of the gene LHX9, whose product is annotated as LIM homeobox 9. NCBI's taxonomy places the organism in Eukaryota, Metazoa, Chordata, Lepidosauria, Squamata, Gekkonidae. Gene Ontology annotation, biological process: neuron differentiation; regulation of transcription by RNA polymerase II. The transcript is spliced from 5 exons. Gene Ontology annotation, molecular function: DNA-binding transcription factor activity, RNA polymerase II-specific; RNA polymerase II transcription regulatory region sequence-specific DNA binding. Bases 51 to 1058 code for a protein of 335 amino acids. Gene Ontology annotation, cellular component: nucleus. The record is from RefSeq and is a predicted model, not a curated record.